Molecule: messenger RNA, 4303 nt
Organism: Phyllopteryx taeniolatus (common seadragon)
Lineage: Eukaryota; Metazoa; Chordata; Actinopteri; Syngnathiformes; Syngnathidae
Gene: srpk2
Product: SRSF protein kinase 2
Exons: 15
Coding region: 575-3043 (822 amino acids)
Biological process (GO): regulation of mRNA processing; protein phosphorylation; spliceosomal complex assembly
Molecular function (GO): protein kinase activity; ATP binding
Source: RefSeq, a predicted model, not a curated record
AAUGCAUUUAUAUUCCUGUUGCUGUCAUAAGGCGACACCCCCCCCGCACGCGCACGCAGUGGAAUGUUCCGCCGGGCUCUGGGUUCUGUUGUUGUGCAAAGCUGCAGAAGGCCUGACACAGGCAGUGGGGAAGAGAGCGAGCGAGAGUGAGAGAGGGUGGAACACGGCCACGCAGGCAGGCACGCACACUUGGACCUGGACGGUCUUUUUUUUUUUUUUUUUGGUCUCCUUUUCAUCGGCCUGGUGAUCCAAGGUCCCCUUGGGAGGACGUGGUGAGGAGAAAUAGGGUGCUGGGACGAAGCAAGGUGGAGGAGGUGAAGGAAGGAAAGAAAGGUGGGGAGGAAUUAAGGUGGUAUUCCUGCCAUCAUCUCCAGGACAUUGCUCGUUUUUGUCCUCCAUCCUCCUCAGAGACAGAGGACAGAAGAGGAGGAGAAAGAGGAGGGGGAGACAGUAACCCUCUCCUCUCCUUUCACUCAGACGCACAUCAGCAAGAUCCAAACACCAGGGGAAAAAAAGGCGCCUCCUCUGUUCGCUUUUCGUCCCUCGGCCAGCGAGCGGCUAAAAGGCUCCGCUCAUGUCAGUGAACUCGGAGAAAUCCUCGUCCCCGGAAAGGCCUGAGACGCAGCAGAAAGCCUCGCCGAGCGUACCCCCUCCCCCGCCACCCCCUCCGCCUCCACCGGAGCCGGCGGGGCCCCCGGAGCCGGAGGAGGAGAUCCUGGGCUCCGACGAUGAGGAGCAGGAGGACCCAGCGGACUACUGCAAAGGAGGCUACCAUCCGGUCAAGAUCGGGGAUUUGUUCAACGGGAGGUACCAUGUGAUAAGGAAGUUGGGGUGGGGCCAUUUCUCUACAGUAUGGCUGUGCUGGGACAUCCAAGUGAAGAACUUCGUGGCGAUGAAGGUGGUGAAGAGCGCCCAGCAUUACACCGAGACGGCCUUGGAUGAGAUCAAGCUGCUGCGAUGUGUGAGGGAGAGCGACCCCGCCGACCCCAACAAAGACAUGGUGGUCCAGCUCAUAGAUGACUUUAAGAUCUCCGGCAUCAAUGGCAUUCAUGUGUGUAUGGUGUUUGAAGUGCUGGGUCACCAUCUGCUCAAGUGGAUCAUAAAGUCCAACUACCAAGGUCUGCCACUGCCGUGCGUCAAGAGCAUCAUCAAACAGGUCUUGCAGGGGCUGGACUACCUGCACUCCAAAUGCAAAAUCAUCCACACAGACAUAAAGCCUGAGAACAUCCUGAUGUGCGUGGACGACACAUUUGUGAGGCGCAUGGCCAUGGAGGCCACCGAGUGGCAGAAAGCUGGAGCGCCGCCCCCUUCCGGGUCGGCAGUUAGCACAGCCCCGCAGCUCAAACCGGUGAGUACGACUGAUGUGGGGAAGAUCUCCAAGAACAAGAAGAAGAAGCUGAAGAAGAAGCAGAAGCGUCAGGCUGAGCUGCUGGAGAAGAGGAUGCUGGAGAUUGAAGCCCUGGAGAGGGAAGCUGAGAAGAAGGACGAGCGAGCCAAUGAAGAGGGCGACGAGGUAGAUGAAGAGGAGGAGGGGGCGAAUGAAGACGAUGCGCCGGAGCAGCCGAAGCGGGAGCAGCUGUCCACGCCGACCUCAGCGCUUCCUCAAUUGACGCUGCUGGGCCCCAGCAUGGCCCUAGGAGAGAGCGAUGAGGACGACGACGAUGAGGAGGAGGACGGCGAAGAGGAGGAGGAGGAAGGUGGCGAGAGGCCCACCAGGUUGACCAAUCAUACAUGUGCAGCACACAACGAGGAGCCCGGCGAGGAGGAGGAGUCUCCCCGCAUCAUCGACGACGAUCGGGACGAUGAACAAGAGGACGAGGAGACCACGCCCGUGGCCGAGAAAGACACCCCCAUCCCUCCCGGUAAUGGAGAUUUCACACAGACGGAGGAGGGGGAGGGGGAGGAAGAGGAGGCACUGAAAGGAUCGCAGUUGGAAGAGGAGACACGGGAGAGAGUCAACGACGAGGAGAAAGAAAAUGAUCUUGAGGAGAAGGAAACAGAAGAAGAGAAGGAAGAUGAAGAAGAAGAGGAGGAAGCAGAGGAUGACGACGACAACACCACCACCGACCUCCUCAAAUACAACAGCUCCCCCGUCAAGAUGCACGCCAAUAAAACCAACGAGGCCAAAACCAACGGCCACAUCCUUCUGGCUUCAGAGGGGCCAGACGCCCACCUGCUCCCCACACCUGAGCCUCACCUUUGCCCCCUGGUGGAGUCUGAGCUCAGCUACACCGACAGGGAUCUCUCGCUCAGCUCUGGCUACGAGAUGUUCAACGGCGAGGCGGGCGAGCCGGGACUCACCAACGGCUCGGGCGAGCGCCCGAGGGUCACCGUGGCGCUCUUUCCAGAGUUGCCUCUGGAUCCGGAGCCUGGAAGUCCCGUAAGCGGGGGUACGGGCGACACUGGAGGGGGGAAGUCGCCCGACAGCCCCGCGGCAGACCGCAGCCGCACCGUAUCGUCAUCCAGCACGGGCGACACGCCUAAAGCGCGAGCCCGAGCUGCAGACCUCCUGAUCAACCCACUUGACCCCCACAACGCCGAAUCUAUCCGAGUGAAAAUAGCUGACCUUGGAAAUGCCUGCUGGGUGCACAAGCACUUUACGGAGGACAUCCAGACGAGACAGUACCGCUCCAUCGAAGUGCUGAUAGGAGCUGGUUACAGCACUCCUGCCGACAUUUGGAGCACCGCCUGCAUGGCCUUUGAGCUGGCCACGGGGGACUACCUGUUCGAGCCCCAUUCUGGCGAGGACUACUCGAGGGAUGAGGACCACAUCGCUCUGAUCUCGGAGCUCCUCGGGAAGGUCCCACGCAAAGUGUACGCUGCCGGGAGGUACAGCCGAGAGUUUUUCUCCAAGAAAGGCGAGCUGCGGCACAUCACCAAGCUGAAGCCGUGGUCUCUGUUCGACGUGCUGGUGGAGAAGUAUGGCUGGGCUCACGAGGACGCCAGCCACUUCACCCAAUUUCUGCUGCCCAUGCUGGAGAUGGUGCCUGAGAAGAGGGCGUCUGCGGGCGAAUGCCUCAACCACGCGUGGCUCAACUCCUAGCCACGCACACGCACAUACACCCCUACUCACCCCUCCCUCGCUCCUCUGCACCCCUAACACUCCCCCCUGGUGAGACAACGGCGAGCUCCUCCAUGAUGUCCUUAAUGGAAUGUAAAGACAAGCGUGUGGAUAAAAAAACUUUGUGGCCGUCUUCCGAAGUGACAGCUUGUUGAAAGGACCCGAUCGGGAUUAUCAAAGAUGCUGAGCAAAAUCGGAAAUAGACCUUAUAUUGGACAAUUACUGCCCAGAGCUCCUCCUGCCAUGACCUUUCAACCCUUCAAUCGUAUCGGGGACCUUCACUGGACGCUCUCGGCGGGGCCCCGUAUUGUUUCCUCAAAGAGCUGCACAGUCACCCGUGCUUCAGUGAGCGCCAUUGCAGAAAGCGCGAGGACAAAAUACAAACAAACAAAAAACAUGCAUGGUGAAUGGAUGCAACAAAUGGAGGUACGAUUUUCGCCGAUUAUUCCUAAGUUGGAUGAAAAGGAAGGCGAGUGUGUUCUCACCCGCAAUAGUCAGGUGUUGUCGUGACCCCCCCUCAAUUUUAAUGCUAACUCCCCCUUUACCCUUAAUGACAAAAUGGACAUUUGUGGCAGAGGUUGCACUUGUCGUCCUUCAGGAAUUUGAACACUUUGUACAUAAAACAAUAAGACACGGGAAAACACAUGCAUACACACACCGAACAUGGAAUGAGGCUGUGACACCCCCCCACCCCUUUCCUGCAACGCCACACACACCUGUCUCCCCCUUAAUCAUUUAUCACAACUAGUCCGGUUACCUAUUUUUUGCAAUUAAAAAAAACAAAAAGUAUAAGUAAAUGGCGAUAUUUUUCAAAAAAAAAAAAAAAUCUAAUUCAUUUAAAAAACAAAAACAAGGACAAAAAAGAAUUCCACUUCUCUCUGGUUGUUGUAACCGUGAACGAAUCUUAUUCUGAGGUGACUGUGUUUGUCUAUUAGAGAUUUUUUGCUGUUAAUUAAUAUAACUAUUAUUAUUAGAUUUUUUUACACCUCUCCUCUCCUCUCGUUAGCUGAUCAAUGCUGCUCUAUCUGGGCUCCUUAUGGUGGUUUAACACGCAAAAAAAAAAAAAAUAGAAUAAGUUUUUGCAAUAAAAGGGUAUGUAAUUUAUUUUUAUUGCAACAAAACCUCCUUAUUUCAUUGACUUUCUCUCAGCCAUGCUGACUGUUCUUCCUGAUGACAAAAGUGCGUCUGUUGUCUGUGUUUUUCAUUGACAGAUUUAAUAAAAUGCUAAAUGAUGGACUUCGA